Messenger RNA from Ilex paraguariensis (yerba mate), 1294 nucleotides. Lineage: Eukaryota; Viridiplantae; Streptophyta; Magnoliopsida; Aquifoliales; Aquifoliaceae. The record is from the annotation of a GenBank genome assembly.
AUUGAUUACGGGCUGUACGGAUCUCUGCCAUAAUGUGUUUCGAUUAAUGAAGAAGAUGGGAUCCAGAGCAUUCAAUGCCUUCGACAUUCGUUUGAUCCGUCUUAUCAACAUCUACAUAUCUGUUUCUCUCUCCACAGCUCACAAAAAAAGCAUAUCCAUAAAGACUUUCUGAUGCUUCGAGGGUUGAAUGAGGAGAGAGAGAAAGAGGGAGAAGAUGGGAAGAGCACCUUGUUGUGACAAAGAUGCUGUGAGGAAAGGAGCAUGGAGUCCUGAAGAGGAUAAGAUUCUUAUUGACUUCAUCACCAAGAAUGGCCAUGGUACCUGGCGUUCUCUCCCUCAACGUGCAGGUCUUCUCCGAUGCGGAAAGAGCUGUAGGCUUCGGUGGACAAACUAUCUCCGCCCUGACAUUAAACUUGGUCCCUUAAGUCCGGAGGAACAGAAUACUAUUGUUCAGCUGCAAGGCAUGCUCGGUAACAAGUGGGCUGCCAUAGCCUCCCAUUUACCAGGACGAACGGACAAUGAGAUCAAGAAUUUCUGGAACUCUCAUCUAAAGAAGCAGUUGUUGAAUAAAGGCCUCAACUUCCAGAUCCAUGGGCAAUCCUCUGGUACUAAAUCAAUGCACACGAAACCCGAGUCCGCAUCGACUCGCCAUAUGGUACAGAACGAGUGUGCCCGAGUGGAGGCUGAGGCCCAGCAGUCAAUGAAUUCAUUGCUCCUCAAACCAUCAUCAACUGAGUGCAACUACUUCCUCCGUCUAUGGUAUUCUGAAGUGGGGGAGUCAUUUCGAAAAACUAUAGAACAAGAUGAAGUGGCAUGUCAAAGCCCAAUGUCUGAGACAUCCUCAUCGACAAAAGUUGAAUCAGUUUCAGGAGUCUCUAUGCUUGCCCAGAAAUUUACGUCAAUCGACCAGGCUGACAAACAAACAGAUAUGACCCAGAUUAGCUGCAAACAGGAUCCAGAAGAUAUGGCGGCUGGUUCACGCUCCUCAAAUUCAUAUAAAUUGGAUGAUUUCUCAGAUACAGCACAAAAGCUGCUGCUAGAUAUCCCCAGUUGUAAUUAUAUGGAACUACUAGAAGGAGAGACAUAUGAUGUUUCCAUUUUUCUCAACAUUAAAUCAGAUUGCCUAGAGGGUACUGUUUGAAGUAGUAUGCAUGGAGCUGAUGGCAUUCUGGGGCCUGUCACAUGACCUGUAAGGAACCUUCUAAUCACUCUAGUUGGUCUUCCUAGGACAUAGCAAAUACUGCUAAGGGGUUUUUGUUAAGUGGUUGUCUUCAAAAACUGAUCUACAUGGUUG